AAGGACAAGACCUUUCAGCCUACACAGUACACACCUACUUCUACUUGUUGCGCAUUUACUUUCCUUUCCUUAAUCCGAUUUCCGAUGUCUAAACUCAGGAGAGAUCCGAAUUUGUCAUCGGAGCGUCUCCCAGACGACGUCGUAUUCGACAUACUGAGUCGGCUGGCAGUGAAAUCCUUGAUGAGAUUCAGGUGGGUUUCAAAGUCUUGGAACUCCAUCAUCACAGACCCCAUUUUCAUCACCAAACACCUCAACCUCAACAAAGCCAAAUCAUUAUCUAACAACGACAACAAUGGUUAUCUGCUAUAUUCUGAUUACGACGAGGAUGGUCCUGGUCCAAGGCGGAAAGAUCUGGGUACGGCUGUUUGCAAUAGCGACCGCACAUUUACCGAGAUUUCCAGGUUUCCAAUUCCCUUUUCUUGUAACAACAUUGUUGGCUUCUGUAAUGGCAUGUUCUGCUUUGAUGGUUAUGGGGACUGUGUAAUCUAUUUGUGGAACCCAAGCAUCAAAAUGUUUAAGAGUAUCUCUCUUCCUCUCAACAAGUUCGACAAAGAACGGACUUGUGCUCUUGGGUUUGCGUACCAUUCCCAAAACAAUGACUACAAGAUUCUCAGAAUUGUUUCUCACUAUGAAGAAUCAGCACUGUCGACUGAGGCUCAGGUCUACACAUUGAGUACGGAUUCAUGGAGAAGGUUUGUAAUAUCGUUUGGCUCCGACCACAAUGUUGGGUCUAUUGAUUAUAUAUGUGGAAUCCCAUGUUUGUUUUUUAAUGGAGCUCUGCACGCUUUAGCGUUUACUGAGGACCACAGUUACGGUUUGUGUUUUGAUGUCAAUGAUGAGACAUUCCAAACGAUAAUACUCCCGGCGCAUGACUGUAACAUUUACGGAGGUAAGUUUUCCCUUGCAGUGUUCAAGGGAUCGUUGGCUAUGAUUGGUUUUUCUUCUGAGUAUUUAGAUAUUGAUAUAUGCUACAUAUGGGUGAUGAGAGAGUAUGGUGUGGUUGAUUCUUGGACGAAAAUAACUGUAGAAUUAGAAGUGGUUGAGAGAUUCUUUUGCUGCGUUGACAAUGGUGAACUUCUAUUUUGCUGUAACUCAAAGGUCAUUUCAUAUGACCCUGAGAGUUCAAACGAGAACGACCUUGGAAUUACUGUUGGAUGUGAUAGUUGGUUGCGUUACACAACUGAUCCCAUGGAGAGCUUGGUUUUACUUGGUCAGGGGGAAAAUGAAACAAAUAGAGAAACUGAAGCUGAGACGGAGGCUGAUAUUUCUUUGAGUCUUGAGGAAAAAUCUAGAGAAACUGAUUCUUCUUCAGAUACUCUUCCCCUUAGUUCGAAGUACCCAUCUUUACCUUCGUGGGAAGUGCAAGUGACGAAUGACUCUGGAGAAUUUGAAACCAUGCUUGUUCCACGCUCAAAGCAUGUUCCUUAUGUGCCAUGGACGGGAGGCCCGGCUGAAGCGGAUUUUGUUGAUGAGUGUUAUUCCCUUAUUGAGUCCAUGAAGAACUGGAUUUCGUCUAGUUCCCAAUUAUCUUUUGUCCGUCAAAAUGAACUUUCUCAUGAAAUUGGCCUCUUGCGGAACAAGGUGGAAAGUCAAGCAAGUACCAUAAAGACUCUUGAGAGAUGUCUUUGUAGUUUGGGACCUCUUGAUGUUGGAGGAUCAAGUGAUCCCGUUACUGAUUCAGUUGGUGGUAUAACUCCUUCUCGGGCUGAUGAAGGUGAUCCCAUGAACACUACAGUGCAAGCCAAAGAGGAUUUCUCUCAACACAUAAAGCGUCUUGCUCCUCAAGAUCCUUCUCACUGCCAGGUUCAUGAGAGUACAGCUUUGGCCACGUUUAGAUCCAAAUCUGGACAUCUUCCUUCCGGUCAACAGAUUAGCCUUGAUGAUGAUGAUGAGGAAGACAAGGAGCAGCACACAAAACCUUUGGCACAACGUCAUGGAAAGCUAGGUCAUCUGUGAGCACCUGCAGCAGAGCAUCUGUCUUUUUUCUUUUUGAUUGGUACGGUUCUAUUAACGUGUAGGUAACUUUUCGGAUCCAAGUAAAUGGAAAACAAUCCUUUAGGUAAAUGACAUUAGCUCAAUGCCCUAGUUUAGAGGGGGGUCUCUUUUGCACCUGGAUGGAUUCAACUUAAUUUUGAGAUGUAUCUUGAUUUUUCUGUUUUGAUUC
Messenger RNA from Quercus robur (English oak), 2164 nucleotides. RefSeq names its product F-box/kelch-repeat protein At3g06240-like. Gene Ontology annotation, molecular function: protein binding. The transcript has 4 exons. Lineage: Eukaryota; Viridiplantae; Streptophyta; Magnoliopsida; Fagales; Fagaceae. The record is from RefSeq and is a predicted model, not a curated record. The coding region runs from base 85 to 1956 and encodes 623 amino acids.